Nyctereutes procyonoides (raccoon dog) is the source of this 2398-nucleotide messenger RNA. RefSeq names its product quinone oxidoreductase-like protein 2. The record is from RefSeq and is a predicted model, not a curated record. Bases 47 to 1177 code for a protein of 376 amino acids. NCBI's taxonomy places the organism in Eukaryota, Metazoa, Chordata, Mammalia, Carnivora, Canidae. Gene Ontology annotation, cellular component: mitochondrion. The transcript has 9 exons. Gene Ontology annotation, molecular function: oxidoreductase activity.
CCGGGCCACCUCGGGCCACCCGUCGCGUGACUCCCUGCUCCGGACCAUGGCGGCGGCGGCUUGGGGCCGGUGCCUCCCUCGGGCGUGGCUCCGCAGGUGGGGCCCCGACUGCCCCCGAGCCCCAAGGGCGGCCGGGGCUCCCCCACUGACGCGCCGCCCCUCGCUGUGGUGCAGGAGCGCGGGCCCGGGCCGCGGCCGUCACUACCGCGCCGCACUCUGCGUGGAGCCCAAGCAGCCCCUGGCCGUCGAGGAGGUGGGCCCCCGGCCUGUCCGGCCUCACGAGGUCAGGGUUGAUGUCCAUUUCUGUGGAGUUAAUUUUGCUGAUGUUUUGGUCUGUCGUGGUCAGUAUCAGGAAAAACCCCAACUUCCUUUCACACCUGGAAUGGAGUUUUCUGGGAUUGUAUUGGAGACAGGCGCAGAUGUCAGCACAGUGAAAGAGGGAGAUCGAGUUAUUGGCGUGAGUGGCUUUAAUGGUAUGGCUGAAGAAUGCAUCAUUGACCAAAAGACACUGUGGCAGAUUCCAGAAGGAGUCUCCCUCCGAGAAGCCUCUACCCUGCCUGUAUCCUAUGGCACUGCUCUUUUGGCUCUGGAGCAUCGGGCAUGCACUCAGCCUGGAGAAACUGUUUUAGUGACGGCAGCUGCUGGAGCCACCGGCCUUGCAGUGAUUGAUGUGGCAACGAAUAUUCUUCAGGCUAAGGUGAUAGCUGCUGUCGGAAGUGACGAGAAGUGCCAGCUUGUGAUGCAGAAGGGCGCGCAAUCCGUCGUGAACUAUAGUCAGGGUGGCCUGAAGGAGGCUGUGAGGAAGCUGGUGGGCAGUGUUGGGGUGAAUGUGGUCAUCGACACAGUGGGAGGAGAUGUCUUCCUGGAGGCACUCCGCAGCCUGGCGUGGGAGGGCAGGAUCGUGGUGGUGGGUUUUGCUGGAGGAACCAUUGCUUCUGUGCCCGCCAACCUUCUGCUCCUGAAGAAUGUCUCAGCCAUGGGGCUGUACUGGAGCCGAUACAAAGAGCAGAACUUUCCCAUCUUCUCCAGAACCCUGUCCUCGGCUCUUCAGUACUGCCAGCAAGGGCGCAUCCAGCCACACAUCGGAGCAGUUUUUAAGCUGGAGAAGGUCAAUGAUGCCUUCCUUCAUGUGAUACAGCGCAAAUCCACGGGCAAGGUGCUUAUCUCCCUUAAAUGAAUCCUCGCCUCAGCAGCAAACUCAGCAUGUCCAAAUCCAAAUUCAUCAUCUUUCCAAAAAACCUCAUUUCCCUCCUGUGUUUCUUUCUUUUUUUUUUCCCUCCUGUGUUUCUAAAGGUGUUACCACUUUCCUUAUUAAUCCAGGUUCAAAGUCUUUUAGAGUCACCUUUGAUUCUGUUUUCUUAUUCCUCGUAAUUAGUGUGACAUAUCCUUUAUUGUCCUAACUUGGAUGUCUGAAUGUGAAAGGAUGCUAUUUGUAAUUAAACCAGGGAAACCAGGGUCCCAGGCAAAGCAGGCUGUAUGGUCAUCCUGUUCAUAAUGCAUCAAUGGCCAGGUUCUGUCAUCCCAACCUCUAAGAGAAUCUCUCACAUCCAUAUCCUCUUUCCCAUUCUGCCUAAUUAUGUCUCAUUUGCUAAUUCCAGUAGCUUCCUAACUGGCUUUAAACUACCGCCCCACUCCUCCAUCUUUGUUAUACAUUGUUGCCAUGGUGACCUUCCCAAAGGACAGCUGUGACUGUUUUUUGACUCAAAACCUGCAAUGGCUUCCCAUUGCCUACAUGGUGGAGUUCAGACUCUUCGAACUAGCCUUUCUUUAUGCCCUUGAUUGUGCCUGCUCUGCCUCGCAGCCUUAUGUCACACAACACCUCGGCCUCUCUGUACACACUUACAGAAAUUCCUGCCAAUCUUCCUUUGCUCUGCUCAGGCGGUUUCCUCUACUUCCGUAUCUUUGUCAAACAUAAGCCCUCCUGACCUCCAAGGCUGGCCUGUCGCCUCAGGAGGGUGCUCAAUUCUUCCCUUCCACCUUCCUGUAGCUUUUCUCUCAGGAUUUGUCACAUUCUGUCUUGCACCAAAAGGAGCAGCUGGUCUAAUAGAAUGAACACAGGAUUCUGUAUCUAAGAUGUGGGUUUGAAUCCCAGUCUCACCACUUCAGAGGUGGUUACCGAAGCUCCACGAGCCUUCAUUUUCUCACUGGAAAGUAGAUAUUAUAGUAUCUACCUCAUAAUGUUGCCAUGAGCCAUACAUGCAGUGAUUGGGCAAAGUACCUGGUGUGUGGUAAUCUAUUAGCAAAUGCUAGUCACUUUUCCUUCUUUUUCUCCUCUCCCAAUGUAGCGUUAAGUUCCUUGAGAGUAGGUACUAUGUCUGAUUCACCUUUGUAUCUCCCACAAUACCUAGCACAGUGAGUUACCCUUAUUAAACACUCAAUAAAUUGAAUUAAUUUUAAA